Messenger RNA from Epithele typhae, 249 nucleotides. RefSeq lists its product as uncharacterized. The record is from RefSeq and is a predicted model, not a curated record. The transcript is spliced from 4 exons. NCBI's taxonomy places the organism in Eukaryota, Fungi, Basidiomycota, Agaricomycetes, Polyporales, Epitheliaceae. The coding region runs from base 1 to 249 and encodes 82 amino acids.
AUGGAACACCGCAAUGUGAGCGCGUUCUUCGUACCUAUAUAUGGUUCUGAGGAGUUUGGCGAUCUUGUGCAGACGUUGCGUCAGAUGAUGCAAGGCCCAUUCGUCGAAAUGGACACCGCGGUGGUGCUUACGGCUAUCAAAGUCGGUCUUGGGGAACGAAUCAAGCAGAAGAAGAGUUGGCACAAGGAUCAUGGCGGCGGUGGAAAGGGAAAGGGCAAGAAGAGGUUGGCGAAGGGGAAGAAGUUCUGA